Molecule: messenger RNA, 1068 nt
Organism: Cuscuta epithymum
Lineage: Eukaryota; Viridiplantae; Streptophyta; Magnoliopsida; Solanales; Convolvulaceae
Source: the annotation of a GenBank genome assembly
UCUUCGUGUAGAACUUUAGCAACCAAAGGCAAAAGAGUGAGUCUGAGGAAUGGAUAGUGAAAAGUUGAAUGGAGUUGAUGAUAUCAAAUGGCUUUGCUCACUAAACGAGACUGAACUUGAUUUCCUAAUGAGUUUGAAAGUGAUGCUUCUCAGACGAGCAAAACAAAUGGGUUCCAAAGCUUUAGCCAAAAAGUUUGAUUUAAAGUUUCUCCGCGCUCUCGGUUUUAUUUUCAUUAACAAACUUAAAGGACACCUUCAAAGUUCUAUUGGGUCGUCGUCCUCCUCGUCUUUGGAUAAUUGUAAAUUGCUAAAGUUUGAUAUUGACACGUGUUUCAAAAACUUGAGCAUUCAAGAGUUGGACACGUAUAUUUGCACUGAAAAGAGGAAAAGAUCAGUGCUUUCCAUGUUGUUGGAAGACAUGCCUCCCGGCCAGAAGCAGAGAAGCUAGAGCAAUUUAUAAUGAGAAUAUGGAUGGGUAAAGUAAACCGCAACCGCCGUAUAUAUUAAUUAUGGAUUGGUCAUUUGGUCAUGUCAAACGGCUGGCUUUUGUAUUCGGUGUACAACGCCCGCCUAUAUAUUUUGGCUUUUUUGAUGGAUGUCAAACUUAAUUAAGUGCUUUCCCCGGCCCACAUAAUUCUUGGGGCCCAAUUUUCAAUUCAAACACAAAGUUCCUACUCACUGUGUCCAUCAGAAAUACAUACAGUGCCAUAUAUGACCCUAUACUCCCCAACUAGCCUGCUCAUCAACAUUGUAAAAGAUUUCAUGUGUUUUUUACCCUUUGUUGUUUUCUUUUCAUUUUUUUUCUCUUCUUUUGUUAUUCCCUGUUCUUCUUACUUUCAUGUACUCCUCUUUGCUUCUUCAUUAAUGAAAUUCUCUUUUCAAAUAAAAAAUCACAGUAUAAUUCAUAUACCUUAUUGAUGGAGUUUAAUUCUAACUAGUACAGUACCCGUGCAUACGCACGGGGAAAUAAUCGAUGGAUAUAUUUGUAAUCAUGAUCUAAUUAAUUAGAAACGGAAAUAAUUUCAAAAAACUGACAUUCUUCUUAAAAGCGAGUACAAUAUCUGAAUA